AUAGAAGGAAUUGGAUGCUCUAAACUCAAGUCUUUAUUAACCACCCUUUUGUUCCCACAAACGAAUCAUCAUCGUUCACAAGUUUUGUUUUCCUAACAAGAAUUGUAACAACACGGGAUUUUUUUUCAGAUAUCACCGUAGAAAUUUAUAGUAAAGAGCAUCCAAUUCUAGAAACACACAAUUUAGACCACAUACAUCCGAAUUCCCCUUCUAUUUUCUCACACAGACAAGCUAACAUUAAUAGGCUGAUAAAGAACCUCACAAAAUAUUUUGUGAAUUUCAUGUCAAGUAACCAUAACCAAACGACGAGGAGCUAGUUGGAUACGUUGAAGAAUAAAGACAUAAAGGUGCUCCAUGUAGACAUCAGAGUUGAAGAAUGAACAAGUUGAACUAUUAUUCCCAGGAAAUGAUCAGGUUUAAUCUUGAACAGAACAUGUUCGUGUCACAAAGUACUCUAAUAUAUAUAUUUUCAGUUUGUGGCCAUAGAAUUACAGAAGAAAUUGUGGAUUUGGAAAAGGAAAAAGCAUCUUCAGAGAUAGCUGGCUUCUGGUUCGUAAAGCAUGCUCUUUCAGUAAUAGUGGGGCAUCCUUCUUAUCUAGCAUGUUGCUACACUGAUUGUGAAUUCCACUAGCUUAAGAAAGAGGUGUCAUUCUUCCACACGAGACAGAAUUUAUUAUAGAAGAAGUGGUUGAGAUUGAUCCUUCGUUACUAUUUAAAGGGGAAAAUGAUGAACUGUUUUCUCUUCCAUUGCAGUGGAAGAAAUUCAUAACCAUGCAAGCCUGUGCUCCUUAUGCAGCGAUGUUACUAGUUCAAUUCGCUUAUGGAGGAUCUAAUAUCCUCAUGAAAAUUGCUCUUGAGAAGGGACUCAAUCAAAUAGUAUUUGUCGUUUAACGUCAUCUCAUUGCGAUGAUUUUGUUAGGCCCUUUUGCUUAUGUAAUUGAAAGUUGCAAGCGCGUUGAGUAACGUUAUCCCGAGUUUGACAUUCAUCAUGGCAGUUUUACUCUGGAUGGAGAAAGUGAAGACUGCAAGCCCUAGAGGACGGGCUAAAAUGUUGGGCACGGCUAUUUGCAUAAGUGGCUCACUGUUUUUUACCUUCUGGAAAGGAGGAUAUCUGUUUAAAAGUUUUGAGAACAGAGCAUUGAUAAACAUCUAUAGCACCAAAGGUUCUGCUGGUGAGUACAGGCAUGCUAAAGAAAACUGGAUUAAAGGUUCUGCACUUAUUCAUUUUGCGUGGAGUGCAUGGUUAAUUCUCCAGGCUGUAGCUUACAAAGUAUAUCCAGCUAGUUUAUCACUGAACACUUUGAUUUGCUUCUUCGAAUGCAUCAAUCCAAUCUUCUUUUCUUGCGCUGUUUUUUGCAAGAAAUCCUGCAAUAUGGAAGUUGGAUUGGAAUGUGCAGCUCCUGACCACUAUAUACUAUGUAAGAGUUUCUGCAAUAGCUAUCUAACUUUGACACUGCUCAAUUGCUUUUUACUGAUGUAUAUUCUGUUACAGGAAGUUGUGAACUCAGCAUUAGUCUACUACCCGCAAACCUGGUGUAUUAGUCACAAGGGGCCAGUUUUUGCAGCUAAUGUUUAGUCCACUGUAAGUUGUCAUUGCUGGAAUAUUCUCAGCAAUUGCUUUUGCGAAGAGACUUCAUUUGGGCAGGUGAGCUAUUAAACUCUAAGGUUUCUUAUCUCUUCCUGUUCAUUGGUUAGUUACAAGACAAUAGUGCUGCUCGGAAGCCUGAUGAGGGAAAAGGCUUAGCUAAAGGUAAAGCAUUGGAAACUUCCAUAAAUGACUACCCGUUGACGAAUCCUGACACAAGCGAAAGGAAGUGAAGAUUCAGACUUACCUGGACCAAUUCAAAUGCAAGACUGUCAGCAAUUAUCAAAGUGGCUUUUGAAGUCCCAGUGGUGUCUUGUAUUUGAAUAUACUUCACCAAACACACUUUUUUCCUACCCACAAUAAAAUAAAGUUUAAAUGGAACGUCUUGCUUAUUGCUGACAAAGGAUCAACCAAAAACAAUGACUAGUUAGUGGGAGUCAACGUCCUCCGGCACCAAUAUCCAUUUACCUAGCAAUAGUAAGGUUGUGAUGAAAGAACUAUUUAGUUUCAGUAUUCUACUGCAUGGCUUAGAUUUUUGUUCUUUUCUGAACUGAACUAUCAGUUCAGUUUAAAGUAACAUCGCAUUGCGUUGGCCAUAUCAAAAAAGCCAUGCUAUCACUUCUAAGAGUUCUUAAUAUCAAUCACAAACAGGACUUCAAGUCAUUCUUUA
Molecule: messenger RNA, 2255 nt
Organism: Populus trichocarpa (black cottonwood)
Lineage: Eukaryota; Viridiplantae; Streptophyta; Magnoliopsida; Malpighiales; Salicaceae
Product: protein WALLS ARE THIN 1-like
Exons: 4
Coding region: 989-1576 (195 amino acids)
Cellular component (GO): plasma membrane
Molecular function (GO): transmembrane transporter activity
Source: RefSeq, a predicted model, not a curated record